This is a messenger RNA of Trichoderma asperellum CBS 433.97, 2292 nucleotides long. It is a transcript of the gene CEL3B, whose product is annotated as glycoside hydrolase 3. Gene Ontology annotation, molecular function: beta-glucosidase activity. Lineage: Eukaryota; Fungi; Ascomycota; Sordariomycetes; Hypocreales; Hypocreaceae. Gene Ontology annotation, biological process: glucan catabolic process. The record is from RefSeq and is a predicted model, not a curated record.
AUGUGGCUGCAUGCGCUGUCCAGCUAUGCGAGCUUGUUUCUCGUCGUCGCGGCCUUACCCCCGAACUCAGAUGCAUCUCAAAUCGCCCUAACACCUCACAGUAAAGGCAAUGGGCAAUGGGCACACGCGUAUCGCCGAGCUGAAAAGCUGGUGCAGCAAAUGACUUUGGAAGAAAAAGCUAACAUCACGCGCGGAUUUCACAGCGAUAAUGUCUGCGCUGGCAACACUGGCUCUGUCCCUCGCUUGGGAUGGCCCGGUAUGUGUGUUCACGAUGCUGGAAAUGGAGUUCGUGCAACCGACAUGGUCAACUCUUAUCCGUCUGGAAUCCACAUCGGUGCAAGCUGGGACCGAAGUCUGACACAUAAAAGAGGAUUCUACAUGGGCAAGGAAUUCAAGGCCAAAGGAGUCAACGUACCGCUUGGUCCAAAUGCUGGCCCAUUGGGGCGGACGCCUCUAGGCGGUCGGAACUGGGAAGGCUUUUCUAUUGAUCCAUAUCUUUCUGGCCAAUUGAAUGCUGAAACCAUUAUUGGGAUGCAAGAAGCCGGCGUAAUCGCCAAUAUCAAGCAUUUCAUCGCCAAUGAGCAAGAGACACUGAGACGUCCAUACUUUGGAGUUGAAGCUAUGUCUGCAAAUAUUGAUGAUAAAACUUUACACGAGUAUUAUCUAUGGCCAUUCAUGGAUAGCGUGCAUGCUGGUGUGGGAUCUGUCAUGUGCUCUUAUAACAGAAUCAACAAUACAUAUGGAUGCAAAAACGAUAAGCUGAUGAAUGGCAUCCUUAAAACUGAGCUGAAGUUCAAAGGAUUCGUCAUGCUAGACUGGGACGCGCAGCACGAUAUAGAUAGUGCAGAAGCAGGACUGGACAUGGUUAUGCCUCUUGCUGGCGCAUGGGGCAAGAAUCUGACAGACGCAGUCGCAAAUGGGACGGUUAGCGAAGCUCGAGUAACCGACAUGGCAACACGGAUUAUUGCCGCAUGGUACUUAGCCGGCCAAGACGGCGACAAUUUCCCAACUCCGGGUAUUGGCCUGAAACAACUCACGCAGCCCCAUGAACAGAUAGAUGCACGAGAUACGGCAUCAAAGCCCGUAAUUUUGGAGGGUGCUAUAGCAGGACAUGUCUUGGUUAAGAAUUUGAAUGACACGUUGCCAUUUAAACAUAGACUGACCAUGAUAUCUGUUUUUGGCUACGACGCCACUAUCCCACGCACGAAAAACACCGAUCUCUUGUUCCAGCAUGGAUAUACUUCGUCUCCAGAGAUGGGCCAAGCUGUGUUGGGCCAUGAAGCUCAUUUUGACCAAGCCGCGAGGGGAGGUACAAUCGUCACUGGCGGCCGAGCGGGCGCAAACUCACCAGCCUACAUUGACGAUCCACUCAGUGCUAUCCAACGCCGAGCUCGCGAAAACGGCACUUGGGUGAACUGGGAUCUCGACUCUUCCAACCCCGACGUCAAUGCUGCUUCCGAUGCCUGCCUAGUUUUCAUCAAUGCUAUUGCGACUGAGGGCUGGGACCGCGAGGGCUUACACGAUGAUUUCAGCGAUGACCUUGUUAAAAACGUGGCCUCCAAAUGUUCCAAUACCAUUGUCGUUAUCCAUGCCGCAGGUAUCCGCCUGGUUGACAAGUGGAUUGAGCAUCCCAACGUUACUGCUACUAUUAUCGCCCACUUACCUGGUCAGGAUAGCGGCGAGGCUCUCGUGAAGCUGCUUUAUGGCGAAGCCAACUUUUCAGGCAAGCUGCCUUACACAAUCGCAAAGAACGAAAGCGACUAUUCAGUAUAUGCGCCGUGCAAGCGUAUUUCUGCAGACGACAUUGACCCACAGUGUGAUUUUACAGAAGGUGUUUACCUGGAUUAUCGCGCGUUUGAUGCGAAGGAAAUCACGCCGCGAUUUGAAUUUGGAUAUGGUCUCAGUUAUACGUCUUUCCGAUACUCAUCCCUGUCAAUUGAGCCUUCAGUACGUCUCUCCAAGUCGAAGUGCAAUGACGAUAAGCUGUGGCAACCUGUGGCGAAAGUUUCUGCAACCAUCACCAACGACGGCCCUGUUUCGGGACAGGAAGUCGCACAGCUCUAUUUGGCUAUCCCAAAUAGCCCACCGAAGCAGUUGCGUGGUUUCUAUAAAACGCAGCUGCCUCCCCAGACGUCAGAAGUAGUUCAUUUUGAGCUUACGAGAAGAGACCUCAGUGUAUGGGAUGUAGUUUCACAGGCGUGGGUUAUCCAAGAGGGAGAGUACAAGAUAUCUGUUGGAGCGAGCAGUCGAGAUAUCCGUUUACAGGGGAUAGUGAGAGUUACGGAUAAUUAA